CAUUUUCCCUUGAAAUAUAUUGUUUCAGCAUCUAGCAACUUGCAAAGCAACUAGAUUGGACCGAACGUAUAAUCCUUGAUCUUUUUUUUUCCUUCCUUUUUUUAUAUAUGAAAAAUCACAUUAGUGCCCUCUAUUUAACAUGUUGUCUAUAAAAGAUUAUGAACCACGUACUAACGAAUUUUUAAAGGAAAAAUGGAAGACGCAAUUUCUUCAUCGCCUUCUUGUUAUCCCAUUCUACAUGACAUGGGAACAGAAAACAGUGGAGCAAGAAAUGAGUUUUUCCCAGAAGAUUCAUUCAAAAGUUUAGGUGAUUAUGGAAAAGCAUUCAUGAAAACACCAUACAGGUUGAAAGAUAGAAUGUUUACACGAUCAAAAGAUUACAUGGAAAUUGUGGAGAUGAAAGCUAGAAGCAGCCACCAAAUGAAGAAAACUCUGAAUGGUUGGGAUCUUAUUUGGUUCGGAAUCGGCGCAGUUGUCGGUUCCGGCAUUUUUGUUCUCACCGGUCUUGAAGCUCGUGAGGAGGCUGGUCCUGCCGUUGUUUUGUCGUAUGCUGUCUCCGGUAUCUCUGCUUUGUUGUCUGUUUUUUGCUACACCGAAUUUGCAGUGGAAAUUCCUGUCGCAGGUGGGUCAUUUGCAUACUUAAGAGUAGAAUUGGGAGACUUUGUGGCCUUCAUAGCUGCUGGAAACAUACUCCUUGAAUAUGUUAUAGGAGCAGCAGCCGUAGCUCGAUCAUGGACCUCCUAUUUUGCCACCCUCUGCAACAAAAAUCCUAACGAUUUUCGUAUAAUAUUCCACAAUAUGAACCCUGAUUAUGGUCAUCUUGACCCUAUUGCUGUUAUAGCCCUCAUAGCCAUCGCCACUCUUGCAGUCUUGAGCACCAGAAUCUCUUCUCUCUUCAACAAAAUUGCAACAAUCUUUCAUUUAGUUGUCAUUGCCUUCAUCAUCAUUGUUGGCCUAAUCAACGCCAACCCCGAAAACUACGCUUCAUUUGCUCCUUUUGGUACCAGAGGUGUUUUUAAAGCCUCGGCUGUUCUUUUCUUUGCUUACAUAGGCUUUGAUGCAGUGUCAACUAUGGCCGAGGAAACUAAAAACCCUGGCAGAGACAUUCCUAUUGGUCUUGUAGGAUCAAUGGUAAUUAUCACUUUCAUAUAUUGCUCACUAGCAACAACACUAUGCCUUAUGCAGAACUACAAAACAAUUGAUGUCAAUGCACCAUUUUCGGUUGCAUUUAGUUCUGUUGGAUGGGGAUGGGCUAAAUACAUUGUUGCAUUGGGAGCAUUGAAGGGAAUGACGACUGUUUUGUUGGUUAAUGUUGUCGGUGCCUCACGUUAUUUAACUCACAUUGCUCGUACUCACAUGAUGCCUCCUUGGUUUGCUCUUGUUCAUGAGAAAACCGGGACACCUUUGAAUGCUACAAUUGCAAUGGUUACAGCUACUUCUGUGGUUGCAUUUUUCACUGAUCUUCGUAUUCUUUCAAACCUAUUGUCGAUUUCAACGCUUACUAUUUUCGUGCUUGUAGCAAUUGGGAUUUUAGUGCGUCGUUAUUAUUCAACUGGGGUAACUACAAAAGAUAAUCAAGUUAAGCUCAUUGUAUGUGUUGUUUUGAUUAUUGGAUCUUCAUGUGGCAUGUCUGUUUAUAGAGCAAUGAGUGAUGGUUGGAUUGGAUGGGCAUUUUCAGCACCAUUGUGGCUUUUAGGAACCGGAGGUAUUUGCCUUCUUGUUCCACAAGCAAAGAAACCUAAAGUGUGGGGGGUACCUUUAGUUCCUUGGUUACCUUCUUUUUCUAUUGCUAUUAAUAUAUUCCUUCUUGGAUCUAUUGAUAAAGAUUCAUAUGUAAGGUUUGGGAUAUGGUCAGGGAUUUUGUUGAUUUACUAUUUUCUCAUUGGGUUGCAUGCUUCUUAUGAUGCAUCAAAGGAGGUUGAAAGCAGACAUACUAUGGCCCAAUAUGUUGACAAAGAGAUUAACAAUGUUGAAGAGGAAUGUAAAAAUUAGAGGCAAGGUAAUUGGCCAAGGUGUUCUUGUUUAGUGAAUGUGAAUUGUGGCAAAUGUUAGAUAUCAAAGUUAUUCUAUGUUUCUAAGUCAGUGAUCAUCCAUUAAGUAUUAUUAUAUAUUCUAUUAUAACAUAUUGAUAAAUAAUGCUAUUGUUAUUCUAUGAAA
Molecule: messenger RNA, 2157 nt
Organism: Medicago truncatula (barrel medic)
Lineage: Eukaryota; Viridiplantae; Streptophyta; Magnoliopsida; Fabales; Fabaceae
Product: cationic amino acid transporter 1
Exons: 3
Coding region: 193-1992 (599 amino acids)
Biological process (GO): transmembrane transport; amino acid transport
Cellular component (GO): plasma membrane
Molecular function (GO): L-glutamate transmembrane transporter activity; L-lysine transmembrane transporter activity
Source: RefSeq, a predicted model, not a curated record